Rhopalosiphum padi (bird cherry-oat aphid) is the source of this 1422-nucleotide messenger RNA. RefSeq lists its product as uncharacterized. The record is from RefSeq and is a predicted model, not a curated record. NCBI's taxonomy places the organism in Eukaryota, Metazoa, Arthropoda, Insecta, Hemiptera, Aphididae. Bases 1 to 1422 code for a protein of 473 amino acids. The transcript has 8 exons.
AUGUCCAACAAGUUUGUUGGAUAUGUUGAUGAAUUAGAACAAGUUUUAGUUGAUGAUGAGUUAGAAGAAUUUUUAACAUUUACUCCUAAGCUUACUACAGUUAAGAAUCAAUUGAAAACCAAUGAAAUAAAUAAUAGUAAUAGAGAUUUGCGUUGUGAAUUAGUUGAUAUUAAAAAUAAUAUUGCAGUGAUACGUUGCAAUUUAAAUACAGCAGAUGAUGUUGAAAUAUUUUUUGAUCUGUUUAAAGAAAAAAGUGCCACUAAUUGGAUUAUUCAGGGGCAAUUAAAAUAUCCAGAGAAAAUCCUCCAUUAUGUGGAAAAAAUCACUUUAAUGAUUAAGCAUAAUCAUACCAUUAAUACAAGUGGUUCCUUAAAAUAUUUACGUAUUCAUUCAGAAACUGAGCAAACAUUUAUGCAGUAUUUUAAUGACGGAAUGGGACCAAAUGAGGCUUAUAGAUUUCAUGAAAAUCAAAUAAUGAAAAACAAAAGUCCAUUAAAACUUCUAGCCAAUGGAUCUAUAAAUCCAAUAAAAAAUACGGUCUAUCAUGUACAUAACGUUUGGAGAAACUUAAAUUUUGGUAGCAUAGAUGCUCCAUUGGAAAAGUUAAAAGAAAAAAUUGAUUUGUAUGAUUCCCAAGGAAUUUCUGUGAAUAUACUUGAGGAAAAGUCUAAUUGGGUUGUUCUUGUUUCAACAUCAAUAAUGAAAAGAGCUCAAAUGUUAAGUUCUUCAAAAGAAUUAAUAUUUUGUGACAGUAGUAGUAGUUGUGAUACUUUAGAAACGACUAUCACUAUUCUAGCAGUACCUAUAGCACUUUUAUUACACCCGGGACAAUCUGCUGAAAGCUAUAAAACUGCUUUUGGAUUUUUAAAGCUAAUAUACCCAAAGUGUUUUGGAAAUAUUGAUGCACCAUAUGUCUUUAUGACAGAUGACUCAGCUGCUGAGAAACAGGCAUUACAUGAAGUUUGGCCUACUAGCAAGCAAUUAUUAUGUCAUUUUCAUGUAGGUCAGAAAGAAUGGCGUUGGUUAACUGACUCAAAAAAUCAAAUUGUCCAAGACAAAAGACAGUCUUUAAUGGAGUUUUUUAAAAAAGUCAUGUAUGCAGACAAUGAAAAGAAUUUGGAAGAAGCUGUGUUAGAUAUUAAAAAAUUAUCAAAUGAUUUUCCAAAAUUUGUAAAACGUUUUGAAUUUUUUUACAAACGAAGAACACAAUGGGUUCAAUUAUACCGUUUAAAUAUUUUAACAGGUGGGAACAACACUAAUAAUUAUGCUGAAGCAUCAAUAAGGGUUUUAAAAGAAAUUGUUCUAUGUAGAACUAAAGCGUACAAUGUUGUUGCUUUAGUUGAGUCAGUUUCAAAAGUAUGGGAAGAAUACUUCACCUACUUACUAAUAAAAUUGUCAUUUGUUUAUACAUUUAUCUUGUAA